Messenger RNA from Hirundo rustica (Barn swallow), 2084 nucleotides. RefSeq names its product RLA class II histocompatibility antigen, DP beta chain-like. Bases 1404 to 2084 code for a protein of 226 amino acids. Gene Ontology annotation, biological process: antigen processing and presentation; immune response. The transcript has 4 exons. Gene Ontology annotation, cellular component: membrane; MHC class II protein complex. NCBI's taxonomy places the organism in Eukaryota, Metazoa, Chordata, Aves, Passeriformes, Hirundinidae. The record is from RefSeq and is a predicted model, not a curated record.
UCUCUCAGCAGCUUCUAUGAAGCAUUCCACACAUGGAAGGUGCCAGCACUAAUAUCAACUUGACUCAUUUGAAGGUGGUUGAUACUACAUGGGAUUUCUGAUGUUACAUAAUGGUACAAAAAAGCACAAUCAAAAUAGAAACGACUGUUAGCAAAAUACAGCAAUUGCAAGACCCAGUUGAGAUACCAGUGGGACUCCCAUGACUUUUCUCUGUAGCCUACUCAGCAGCACAACUCCGAGGCACUUCUGUCUCUGGGAAGACAGGCCAGCUGAAGCAAUGGUUGAAAGCAGCUGAAGGCCAUUGCUCUCUUGCAAAGUCUUUCCUAGUUUUCUGGAUUUGAUGCUCUGCAUUCAGCUGAGUCACACAUUCCCUCCUCCUGUGCUGGGCUGGCUAAUGAGCGAGACACUUAUGCUCAAUUAAUGACCUCAGUGGGAAUCCUUUACACCACUGAUCCCCUCAGCUGCAGUAGAGAGAGUUGAUGUUACACUCAGGAAAUCUGACUUAGUGCUCCUGACUUAGUGGAGUGAUACAAAAAAUGUAACACAUAAGACAACACAGAUCUAAGUUAGACAAAAUCCUUCCCUUGAAAUCAAGGUCAGGUUUUGGUCCAUUUUCUUUUCAGAUAAAAUGAGGGAUUUUUUUGUUUUGCAACAGCUGAGUUGCCACAGCCAGCAUUUUCACUGAGCUUAAAGAUCAUCUCUUGAGCAUGCCACUCAUGGGAGCCUAGCACAUGAAAAAUGUUAUAAACUACUCAAAAUCCGGGUGGGAAUCAUCUCUCAAACUGAGACAGCCUAGAAGUGCUUGGAAUGUGGAAUGAGCUCCAGCCUGAGCUCCCACCUGAUCCAGCACCAGGAGAUCCAAACUAAGGGACAUCGCUGCUGGUGCUUGGAAUGUGGGAAGAGCUUCAGCAAGAACUCGCAGCGCAUCAAGGACCACAGGAUCCACAGCGGGGAGAGGCCCUGCGAGUGUGGGCAGUGUGGGAAGGGCUUCUCCCAGAGCUCUCACUCGACCCGACACCAACGGAGGCACCGCUAAGGGAAGCGCUGCGAGUGCCCCGAGAGCGGGAAGAGCUUCGUGCGCUGCUCCAGCUCCAUCCCCUGUGGGAGGAUCGGCCUUGGAUGAUCCCCAGUGAGCCCCGUUGGGCAGAGCCCUGCUGAUCCGUGCUCCUGCUGAUCCCCGCUGGCUGUGGGGAAGGUGUUGGAGACAUUUCUUUCCCUUCUCCUGGUGCUGCUGUGAUUUGGUUGGUAAUAAAUUCCCUCCCUGUGCCCAGGCUGGCUCUGCUGUGGCCGCGCCGCUGCUCGGGGCGGGAUCUGUCCCGAUCCUUCUCUCCACUCCCGGGCCUCUCCUCAGCCCAUCAGAGAAGGCACUAAAAUAAUUGAGCCCAUCAGAGCGCAGGGCGCUGAUGACUCCCCAGGUGCCAGCCAGCCCCACAGCGCCCCGAGCUCCUCAGCCGGACUCCCCUGGGGCUGCGGAGUCGGGGCUGCCCCGGAGCUCUUGGCUACUCUGGGCUGCUGGGGGCAGCCCCGCACCUGUGUCCUGCACACACAGGGCUGUUCCAGGAGAUGCUGAAGUGCGGCUGGCACUGCAUGAACGGCACCGAGCGGGGGAGGGUCGUGGACAGGAACAGCGACAACCGGGAGCAGCUCCUGCCCUUGGGCAGCGAUGUGGGGCUGUAGGUGGGGGACACCUCCUGUGGGGAGAAGUUGCCAGGUCCUGGAACAGCGACCCGCGAUGGAGGGAGUACAGACGGGCUGCGGCGGACAGGCACUGCCGGCACAACUACGAGUUGUCCAGCCCGUUCCUCGUGGAGCGCGGAGUUCCCCCCAGCGUUUCCAUCUCGCUGCUGCCCUCCAGCUCCCAGCCCGGCCCCGGCCGCCUGCUCUGCUCCCUGAUGGAUUUCUACCCUGCCCACAUCCAGCUGAGCUGCUUCCAGGGCCAGCAGCAGCUCUCGGGGCACGGGGUGGCACCGCCGUGGUCCCCAACGGGGACUGGAGCCAGCAGCUCCUGGUGCUGCUGGAAACCUCCCCGCGGCGCGGGGUCACCUCCAGCUGCCAGCUUCAACCUGUGCAAGAAGAGCUCCUGA